AUGGCGACACGAAGCGAUACGCCGUCCAAGUCUGGCGGCGCUGAUAUCGCGCUGGCCGAAGCGAUACAACAAGAAAAUGAUCUGACUUUUUGGGAAGCAGUGAAGUUGUAUCCGAAGGCGGUGGGGUGGUCAGCUUUCGUCUCGAUAGGCGUCAUCAUGCUAGCAUUUGAUCCCCAAAUUAUCGGAAAUAUGUUCGCGAUGCCUCAAUUCCAAAAAGACUUUGGAUUUGAGCUGGACGGCGAGUAUGUCAUUUCCGCGGCGUGGCAGACCGGCUUAUCAUUAGGAAACCCCAUCGGACAAGUAGUCGGCGCACUAUUCUCCGCUUAUCCUUUGGAAUUGUUCGGUCGCAAAUGGACAUUUUUUACUUGCAUCGUCCUUACAGCAUGUCUCGUCUUCAUCCAAUUCUGGGCGCGCUCGCUCCAAGUCUUACUCGUCGGAGAAUUGCUGGGGGGUCUAGUACUUGGAUGUUUCGUUGUCAUUGGCCCAACAUACGCUUCCGAGGUCUGUCCUGUGGCGCUCCGUGGAUUUCUGACGAGUUAUACCAAUCUCUGCUUCGUCACCGGCCAGCUUCUUGGGAAUGGGAUCACUGCUGGGACGGCCCCGCUUGAAAAUCAUUGGGCGUAUAGCAUUCCAUUCGCGUUGCAGUGGUUUUGGGUUCUGAUCAUUAUUCCUGGCAUAGUCUUCAUCCCGGAAUCACCUUGGUGGUUAGUCCGCAAGGGCAGGGUGGAUGAUGCUAGAGAUGCUCUGCGUCGCUUGUCAUCUGCGAAAGUAGACGUCAACGCGACCCUAGCUGUCAUUGCCGAAACCGACAGACUUGAGUUGGAAAUGGAAGCUGGCAGCACUUACUUGGACACCAUCAAGGGUGUCAAUCUGCGACGAACUGAGAUAUCUACCGGCGUAUAUACUACGCAAGUCCUCAGUGGUAUAUACCUCAUCAACUAUGGGACGUACUUCUUCGAACAGGCUGGACUACCCACCCAGGACGCGUUCUACAUGGGUAUCGGUUUCCUUGCUAUGGGCUGGGUUUGUACUGUUAUAUCUUGGUUUCUUCUCGCGCGUUUUGGCCGAAGACGCAUAUUCAAUGUUGGCUUGUUUUUCCUCAUUGUCUUGAUGUUCAUUAUCGGCAUUCUAGAUAGCAUACCGGGUCGUCCUUCAGGUGUUGCUUGGGCUGAAAGCACACUCAUGAUGAUAUGGAAUGGUGUGUACGAUCUGUCGGUGGGGCCCAUCACGUUCGUGAUCCUUGGAGAGUGUUCGGCGACGCGUGUCCGAUCCAAAACGAUUGCGGUAGCCACCGCAGUGCAAGCAGUUUUCGGCAUCGCGAUGACGGUCGCGAUUCCAUAUAUGAUCAAUCCUGCCGAGGCGAACAUGCAGGGCAAGCUAGGAUACUUCUUUGGUGGGCUUGGAAUUAUCUGUCUCGUUUGGGGCUACUUCCGUAUUCCUGAGACUAAAGGUAGAUCUUAUGAAGAGCUAGAUCUGCUCUUCGAUAAGAAAGUACCUGCGAGACAAUUCAAAGGAUACCAAGUGGACAUUGCCGCGGUUUCGGCCGAGACAUGA
This is a messenger RNA of Hypoxylon trugodes, 1554 nucleotides long. Its product is annotated as putative maltose permease. The record is from RefSeq and is a predicted model, not a curated record. Gene Ontology annotation, molecular function: carbohydrate:proton symporter activity. The coding region runs from base 1 to 1554 and encodes 517 amino acids. Gene Ontology annotation, biological process: transmembrane transport; carbohydrate transport. The transcript is spliced from 3 exons. Gene Ontology annotation, cellular component: membrane. NCBI's taxonomy places the organism in Eukaryota, Fungi, Ascomycota, Sordariomycetes, Xylariales, Hypoxylaceae.